Messenger RNA from Danaus chrysippus (African queen), 5592 nucleotides. Lineage: Eukaryota; Metazoa; Arthropoda; Insecta; Lepidoptera; Nymphalidae. The record is from the annotation of a GenBank genome assembly.
AUGCCGGACUCGAGGGGUAAGCCUGCAAAUGAUUGCUCAGCCUCAGAUGAAGCAUCAAGGUUGGAUUUAUAUCUUCAGAGACAGCUGGAAGAGGAUGUAGCAAGGAUAUUUGAUGAAUCUAUAUAUUCUGAUCUCGAAGUGGUUUGUGGCAAACUAAAAAUACUAACCCAUACUUGCAUACUCAAAGCACGCACAAAUAAAUUUUAUAAAAAGCUUGAAGCUAUUUUGCAUGUGAAUAUAGGACGCGACACUUUUGAUGAAAUAUAUUCAUUUAUAAGCGAUGCAUAUACUGAAUGUGAUAUCCAAAAUCAAGAAAAAGAAAUUCUAUUUUUUUUAAAACGAACUCAUUUCGCUAAAAAUAAUUUAUUCGAUUCAAAUAAAAUAAAAGAAGAGAUAGAAGAUAUUGAUGUGUAUUUAACCCCAAAUUCGAGUCCCUGUCCAGAACAAAAAAUACAACAAAUUUCCUGUCUUAGUCCAAGUACAGAAUUAACAAGAGAAUAUUACGCCCUAGUACCCAUUGACGGUAAUUUGCUUGACCAGGAGCUAAUUGAACAAGACGCGCUAUCGACUGCUUUUCAUACAAUCAUAAAAGGGCAAGAAAAAGAUUCUAACAAAGUAACACAACUUAACAAACCCACUUCAUUACCUUUGGUGUCUAGUCACACUCCUAAAACCAUUAAACAUUCCAUUAAUUGUGAUAUAUAUAAUAAACUAGUCCAUGAAAAUGAAAAAUUAGGGAAUGAAAGAGAAGUAAAUAAGAAAUCAAAUAACAAUUAUAUUUGUCAAAAAAUAUAUAAUACAAAUAGAUUUGAUACCAAAUCGAAUCAGAUAAGUUCUAGCGAGUCAGUUUUGAGUGAAAAAUAUUUUGACCCUUCAUACUCUCCUGAUAGUUUAAUCACGGAUGAUCCCAGUUCCUCAUCAGAUUAUUUAUCCGCCGCAUAUGCUGGCUCCCCUGCUGUAAGCACUUCAGGGUGUGUGCGUCAAGCUCAUGUUGAGGAUUACAUUAGUAAAAUGGAAAACAUAUUCACGUCUUCGGAUUCUGGGCUUGAAAAUACUGGUAUGCUCGAGAGCCUGAGCAGCCAUAAAGACGUUACCUUAACAGAUCUAUCCUUAACCGAAAGCACUCUUCACGAUCUAAUCACUGACGAGACAAAUAAUUCAAACGGUUCCAUGUCCAGUUCAACUUCAGAUAAGAAUCAAAUUUGUAAAAUGAAAUCGUCAACUCCUCGAACUGACAUCGCAUCUUUUGCGAGUACCUCAGACGAAUGGAAUGGACAUAGAGCAAAUAUGCAAAAUAAGCCUCUAGACUGUGUUCAUUCUAAUUCUUCGAAAGAAGAAAAACAAAGACAGAACGAGGAAAUUGUGAUUUUAGAAUCAUCCUCUGUUUCGUCUGAAACUGGAUCAUGGGAAUCAGUUUUUCCUCCGAGAAUGGUAGACAAAGAAAUAUGUGAAAAAUUUAUAAAUACUGAACGUCAUCACAAUAAACAGGAUGUUGUGUUGAGACGCAACAACCCAACUUCUCUGGCGGUGAUCAAAAACGUUGAUAUUUCUUUGAAAUCUACACCUUGCUUUAUUGAUGCAGCGAGUCUGGCAGAUGAAGAACAGUCUGUAGAAUUAAGGAAAUCUGACCAGAAUGAAUCUGCUAAUCUCUCAUCUGACCAUACUCCUACACCUAGCCAACCAGUCCCCUGUUCUAAAGUGAAUAAACUUGAUCAUAGCCCAGGUGAUUGGUCCGAAAGUAAUGAAAACGAGGAUUCUUUGGAACAGGGAGACAAUAAAGAUGCUGAUUCCAUCCAGAAAGAUUUAUCACCCACUAUUUUUGAAAUGACUCCCAUAGCUGAGGAUUCUUUAAUUUCGAAUAUUUUUGACCGCAGCACUGAGGCGAAGAUAGAUAAGGAAACGUAUGACUCUAAUGCUAUGUCCGGUUGCGAGACUGAAAAAGCAACGUCCUUAUCUACUAGUACGGUUUACAUGGGUACAACUCCACACAAUUCAAUUCUGUCUUUAAAAUCUUCGUCUAUCAAGAACUAUGACUCAGAGGAGAGCGAAAACGACACAAUACAUAUAAGCAAGGAAAGUCUUAUAAAUUUCAGACAAAGUAGGUAUAAUGAAUCGUCUCCUAUAGUUUCAGGCGGAGCAUCAAUCGAAGAUGUUCGAUCUCCAAAGUUGAAUCAACAGAGUCCGUUAGUAAGAAGGAAAAUUGAAAACACGCCCAUUGUUACUGGAGCAUGUUAUCCAAAUGUAGAUAGUAACGAAAACUCUGUACCGAAGGCUGCUAAACCUGUCUGUGCAUCUGCAUGGGUAGUUGACAUGGCUUCGGAUUGUAAUGCUACCGAAUCAAGUAUUAACACAUCAAACUCCAGCUUGAAUUCAAAAAAAUCUAACGACAAAACUUAUGAUAAUUUAAAAAGCGAGUCCAAAGCAAAUAGUAGCGAAAGUUCUAAUAAAAGUCGAUGUUCUGUUGACUCUGAUAGUAGUGAAAAAUCAGGCCAUAAAUUUUAUAUUGAUUUAUCGUCUUUACCUGAUCCUUUACCACCAGAAAAACCGAAUGUCAUAGAUAACAAUUCUGAAAAAAAGAAUAUAUUUUCUAUGUUUAUAGAUUUAGGAGAAAAAUCUACUCUCAAAGAAAUGCCAUCCCGUUUAUCUUCAUCUUUGAAUAGCCAGAAACAGUCUCACGACAAUAAUCACAGAACAUCAGCUAAGACUUGCAAGAAUCAGAAAACAGUAAACAAUUUGAAAAGCUUGGAAGCAACACCCAAAUCACUUGAUCCAUCAAUAAGUACAACAACAUUCGAAAGAUUGGAAUCAUUGUGCAAUGAUCCUAACAUAAGCAUAUCUGAAAUAAUCGCUAUCCCCGAGGCUCCUUGUUUGAAAGACAGCGAAGAAGUUACCGAAAUGGUGAAUCUUAAAAACGAUAAACAUUCCAGGCGAAUAAAUGGAGACAAAUCCUUCAAUACUUAUGUUAUUCACGAGGAACCCGUCAAUGAACCCUCGGAUCUGUUUGUUAAAUUAUCCGAUUUGGAUAAACCAAUACAGAAAUCUGAUAUAUUCGAAAAGGAUAGCUUCGAAUCAAGAAUGACGAGGUCGAUUCCUGACAACAAAUGGUCGCAACAAACCCUUGGAGGAUCUUCCAGGUCUAGUGAAGUGAUUAGUUCCUUUCAUUCUGAGAACGCGUUGAGUCUGAACAGGCUUUUUCCUCACCUGAAAAACGAGUUCAGCAAGAGCAUGCCGAUAUCACUAUCAUCUAGAACAAGAUCUCCAUCAAGACCGGUUGCGUCAAGCGUUGGCGAGAUGGAUGAACAGGUUUCCGAUGUAUCGGAAAUGAGUAGUGUACAAAGCAGUAUAUGUCGCUCUGUAGUCGAAAAUAGUACAACAGAAGAAACUAGUCAAACUUCGAGUUUAAUAGGUAACUGUCAGUCUCGUUUGGGACAGGAUUUACUUCGUAUGUUCUUAGAGGAGAUAGCCCCUGACGUUAUAGUCGAAGUAUCAGGGAAGAGAAUUAAAGCUCACAAAUGUAUUCUAUCAUCCAGGUGUCAGUACUUUGCAGGUAUACUAAGUGGCGGUUGGGUGGAAAGUGCCGGAAACGUCAUCGUUUUACCACCAUUUUCAUUUAACGUGGUACAUUUCGCUCUGUGCCAUAUAUACUCCGGUUUGUCUACUAUACCCGAUUCUAUAAGUAUCGUUGAACUAGCCACUAUAGCUGACAUGCUCGGAUUGGAAGGUCUCAAAGAAGCUAUUAUGUUCACAUUGAAGUCAAAAUAUUGUCAUCACUUCCACAGGCCUUGUCAAGUUUGCACAGCCGGUGUAUUGGAAUGCUUUCCCUUGUCUUCGGUUUAUGGCCUCGACGAUUUAUACCGGAAAUGUCUCAGAUGGAUCACUAAAUACUUCUCGAAGGUGUGGCCAACCAAAGCUUUUGCCACUUUACCAAAAGAACUCCUUGAUAAAUGUUACCAAGAACAUGUUGUUAAUCUGUCAUUAGAAAAUUUUAUUGACACCGUCUAUGGAUGUGGCACUACGGUGGCAUCUCUUCAAAAUAGUAGGUGGGCAGAGAGUGUUGCCCGUAUGUGCAGGCGUCUAGUGAACGCGGCCGCACAUUUCGCUGCGCCAAGACUACCGGCUGUGUUAGAACUGAUAUCUGUUGCUCCAGAGGCUCCUCAAACAGCCAAGCAAGCGCUGGACGAUUGUCUCGCAGCCGCCAUUGAAUGGGCCCCUCCUGAUGAAACUUGUCGCGCCUACGCUUACCUAUCGAAUCUCGUGAAACAAAUCAGAAACCAGCACCUCGCCAAGCCGGAUCUGAUAUCUAAUGGAAACCAAAUGAAGGUCCCUGAAACCACCAAUCUUCUGUACAUCCACGCGAGCAGUUGGAGGCUUCAGUGUGAAGUAGCCCUUGUUCGAGCAGCACCCAGGGUCGUGGGCACCCAAGCUUUUAAAGAUCUUCCAUCAGAUUUACGUAAACGACUGCGAGAACUCGGCUGUAUUAUGUACGGACCUCAAGCCAUACCGCUAACUACAUCUCCGCUACAGGACAGAAAAUGUAAGAGUACCUACCACAGCAAACCUACUAAAACUAUCAGUUCUUCGGCAACUCGGAGUUUAGAUAUGGAGAAAGUACGUAAUUCUUUCGUACCUUACAAACCGAAGCCGAUCACGAUGAUGGGAUCAAAGGAUAACAUAAAAAGCAACAGUGAGCUACGAGAUUUGAAGAAACAAAACAAAACAACAGUCCCCAAAGUCAGGACAACGAAAGCCCAAGAAGAGCGAGCGAAGUUCAAUCAAUCUAAGACAAUAACAACGUCUCAAGAGAGAACAGUGACCAAACCAGCGAUAACACGAGUCCAUCCAUUCGAGAAUACAAAACCGAGAUACUUGCAACCGCGUGUUAAAGAUACCGAGAAGAAAUUACCACCGAAGAAGCUGGUCAAUAAGAUAGUGUCUUCUAGCGAGUCUUCAAGGAAUUCAAGCCCGAUCCAAGCUCGCAACAUGCGGUCGCGGGUACAAGCGAACGACAGAACCCACAUGUCACAAGAUAGUCUUGCGACGUCCUCGAGACCAAGGACUGCGGAACCCUCCACGGAUUCACUCAGCGAAUCACAAAACAGCAACAAAUACGCUACGUACACCAAAACCAAGCACACUAAACAAGGCUCUGUUGAAUCUAUCAUAUCGGCUAAAUGUCAAGGCGUGUCGCCGUCCUCAUUGCUGAAUUCGGCCGUCAGAACGAAGAUACCCGUGUUUCUGAACCAGAACUCGUCUGCUGUGAACAAACGUACAAGCCCAACGAAAGCGUCGCGGCCGAACUCAGCGAGCGUAGUACAGACGACGACUAAGGACAAACGCAAGACUCACGACAGAAAACUAUCCGGUUCCCUCAUGAAUGCCACCAAAUCAAGCUCAGCUAAAAUGGUACCAAAGAUAUCUAAAGAGAUCCACACGCAGCCGACGAAAUCCAAACAUAACAAACCGGUCAAAAAUCCGAACAGAAGUGAUGAGCCGCAACGUACUGAAAUACCCUUGAUGGAACGCUCUGGUACGUUUUUGAAAGAUGAACCAACGUUUGGCGAUAAAACUACAGAUAUAGAUAUAGAUUAUUAG